This is a messenger RNA of Macadamia integrifolia, 366 nucleotides long. RefSeq names its product acylphosphatase-like. Bases 1 to 366 code for a protein of 121 amino acids. The record is from RefSeq and is a predicted model, not a curated record. NCBI's taxonomy places the organism in Eukaryota, Viridiplantae, Streptophyta, Magnoliopsida, Proteales, Proteaceae. Gene Ontology annotation, molecular function: acylphosphatase activity. The transcript is spliced from 2 exons.
AUGGGAGAGGGUUGGAGCCCGACCUCCUUUUUCAGUGCCGCCACCAAUGCUUUUGCGACGGAUCCCUCGCCACCACCACCAUCUAAUCCCACUAAGAUGGAGAAGGCAAUAAUUAAGGGGAGGGUGCAAGGGGUGUUCUACAUGAACUGGACAUUGGAGAACGUGAAACAAUUGGGACUCAAAGGAUGGAUGCGCAAUAGGAGGGACGGCUCCGUAGAGGCCCUCUUCUCCGGCGAUCCCGAUUCCGUCAAUGAGAUGGAGCAGCGUUGCAGGUGUGGUCACCCCGAUUCUAUGGUCAACUCUCUCCAAGUCUUCCUGUCAGACGAAGUUCCUGGCCCAGGCUUCGAUCGCAGACAAACUGUUUGA